Myotis lucifugus (little brown bat) is the source of this 2463-nucleotide messenger RNA. RefSeq names its product B cell receptor associated protein 29 (gene BCAP29). Gene Ontology annotation, biological process: endoplasmic reticulum to Golgi vesicle-mediated transport; intracellular protein transport. The transcript has 7 exons. The record is from RefSeq and is a predicted model, not a curated record. Lineage: Eukaryota; Metazoa; Chordata; Mammalia; Chiroptera; Vespertilionidae. Bases 16 to 660 code for a protein of 214 amino acids. Gene Ontology annotation, cellular component: endoplasmic reticulum membrane; endoplasmic reticulum.
ACUGAAUGAAGGCAGAUGCGUAAAAGAUGGCAGAAGAUUUUUUCAUUUAAUGUCUGGGGUAAAAUUGCAACUUUUUGGAACAAGGCUUUUCUUUCUAUUAUAGUCCUAUUGAUUGUUCUGUUUCUAGAUGCUGUGAGAGAAGUAAGGAAAUAUUCCUCUACUGCUGUCAUUGAAAAGAGCUCAUCCAGCAGACCUGGUGCCCAUGAACAUACACAGAUGAAACUUUUUAGGUCUCAAAGAAAUCUUUACAUUUCUGGAUUUUCAUUAUUUUUUUGGCUAGUAUUGAGACGUCUGGUUACCCUUAUUACUCAGCUGGCAAAUGAAAUGUCAAACAAAGGAGAACUUAAAAAUCAAGCAGAAAGUACUAACGAGGCUGCCAGAAAUUUCAUGAAAGAGAAUGAAAAGCUAAAACAGCUCUUGAAAAGCUAUAACAAGAAAGAGGAACACAUUUUGGAAGCAGAAAAUAAAAAACUGGUAGAAGACAAGGAAAAACUGAAAACUGAACUAAAGAAGACUUCAGAUGCCCUUUCAAAGGCACAAAAUGACAUAAUGGCAAUGAAGAUACAAGCAGAGAGUCUUUCAAAAGAAUAUGACCGGCUCCUAAAAGAACACUCAGAACUUCAGGAUCGUUUACCAAAAGACAACAAGAAAAGCCUGUGAACUGUCAGAAAGAAGAGCAUGGCACCCAUGUCAGGAUGAUAAAUUUGCUAUCAUGUUAGUCUUUCAGAAAUUUAAAAUUCAGUUCAGAAAAAUGUACUAUGACUGGCCAAUAUUUUUUAAAAUGCCAUACAUAAACUGUUAUAAUGGCAUUAUCACAAUAUUUGAUGAUGUUUCACAUAUAUUGUAAAGUCUAUAUUCUGGCUCUUAAGUAAAAUAUAAGCAUGUUAAAAACAUUUAGAUACUCAUAGUAACAGUGGUGUAUGGUGGCUGUUUACCAAUAGAAAGAAAAAUUCAUUAGCCAGUUACUUCCAAAAUUAGAUUUUUAAGUUGCGUGAAACCAUUAAUAGCCUUUAAAAGCUUUGAUGAGUUUCUACUAAUAAUAAUCUGUUUAAUCAGAUGAUGACAAUGAUUAUGUAUUUGAAUAUAGUAUCCAUUAUCAGCAAAUUUGUUCAUAGGAAGAUUAAAUAAGGAUAAAUGAUCAGAAUUUGCCACUAUAUUAAUAGGGAAGAGUCAGAGCAAAAAAUAAAAAUAGUGACCUUAAAGCCUGAUGACACAUACUAUGGUUUACUCUCAUAAGACAACUGUUUUAAUAAUUAUAUUUUUGUUACUGUGCUUCUACAUCUAUUGGACUGUUUUUGUCGACAUUUGUGUCAAUGACACGUAAUUAGUAAGUGGUCAAUCUUUUUAAAGUCCAUCUAGCAGUGGAGUUUACAUCUAUUUGCACAACUGUCACAGCACUGAACUAAAAAUAUUUUGCGACAAUUUGGAAUUCUUGACUCAGAGAGCAAGUAUUUCCCAUUGCUGUGAUAUUAUAUAGUUAUAAUACAAAUAUUACCUCCAGUAUACAUACACUGGUAUCAUAGUUCCUCUGAGAUGUUUAUGUAUUCUGAAAACUAAAUAUUAAAUACUAUUUUUCCAUUCAAAUAUUCAUUUAGUGUUUUCUUUAGAAAAUGAUAAUGAUUAUAGCAUUAAUAUGAUUUAGGUUGUUCCCAGUGUUUAGACAUGGAAAUUAUCUUCCUUGUCUCAUAAAAACCUAAAUAUAAAAGAAAAUGGAAAAUAAUUACUAGAGUUUUUAUUUUCUUCAUAUUUGUUUUAUCCUUUGUUGUUUAUUAUCCUUUUAGCAUCAACUUCACACAUAUUUAAUUUUUUCAUUGCAAAAUGGAUGAAAUAAGCAAGUAUGUAAGACUUUUUUUUUCAGAUAAAAGUCAAGAGUUACUGCUAGAAAACAGACACGUAGGAGACAUUUAACAGGAGUAAGAAAUGGGAGUUAGACCAUCUGGACUGACAGCACCAUAAAUAACAAGAGGGAGGGAGUGCUGAAACAAGACAGAACUCCAAGUAUCAACUGAAAAAUAUCCAAGUUAGAGCUACAUGGGUAAUACCUAGUGAGUGAGUGUGAUUUUGGCCUGCUAUACAGAAAUCAAAUCUAAUACAGAAUAACAUAGAGAAAAUUAGGAAAUACACACCUUUAGAAUUGGCAGAAUUUAAAUCUAAUCCCAGCCUCACAAUAAUUUAGCCAUGUGAUUUGAACAAAUUUUUUAACCCUCUAGACUUCCAUUUCCUCAUCUUCAAAAUGAGAGCAAUAACGUUUAGAUCAGGAUUACUCUGUAUACUAAGGUAAUACUGUGAUUCUCAAAGUUGUUCAGACUGUAUGGCAAAGAUAAAGUCUGGGUGCUCUUUGAAGAGCACGAGGAUUUAAAGAUUUCCCAAGAUCACUUUAAAGUGUACAUUUAAGUACUCCUCAAUCUCAGCCUUCAGUUUUACAGAUGGGCAAAAAAUAAACAUGUAUUCCGGAUUUGGUCA